Dentiscutata erythropus is the source of this 126-nucleotide messenger RNA. The record is from the annotation of a GenBank genome assembly. Lineage: Eukaryota; Fungi; Glomeromycota; Glomeromycetes; Diversisporales; Gigasporaceae.
CAGAACAAACUGAUAUACAAGUUGUUAGCUUAGAUAUUGCUAAUAGUUCUGAAAAUAUUACUAAUUCUAAUGAUAUAGUUGAAGAUUAUAUUACAAUAGAGUCUAAUAACCAAAAUUAUAGCAAUA